Molecule: messenger RNA, 1071 nt
Organism: Fusarium keratoplasticum
Lineage: Eukaryota; Fungi; Ascomycota; Sordariomycetes; Hypocreales; Nectriaceae
Exons: 3
Coding region: 1-1071 (356 amino acids)
Biological process (GO): protein import into mitochondrial matrix
Cellular component (GO): mitochondrial outer membrane translocase complex; mitochondrial outer membrane
Molecular function (GO): transmembrane protein transporter activity
Source: RefSeq, a predicted model, not a curated record
AUGGCCUCCUCAGCCGCAUUGGACCCUAUAAAGGCGGUCCUCUUCUCCAACCCAAUCGCCAAUGUGUUAGGAGAUGCUCUCAAUUCUUUCAGCGAGCGGAGGGCGAAGCUCGGCCUGUCCAACCCCGGAACCAUUGAGAACCUCGCCAAAGAGGUCCAGCGCGAUGUCUUCCUCAACAACUACAUGUUCACCGGCAUCCGCGCCGAUCUGACCAAGAUCUUCAGCAUGGCUCCCCUCUUCCAGGUCUCUCACCAGUUUGCUCUGGGCGAGCGCAUCAACCCUUACACCUUUGCCGCCAUGUACGGCACAGGCAAGGUCUUCUGCCAAGGAAACCUCGACAACGAGGGCGCUCUCUCCGGGCGAUUCAACUGGCGAUGGUCCGACAAGCUUGUCUCCAAGUCUCAGCUCUCCAUCUCGCCUGGUGGUCAGGAUAUGGCGCAGUUCGAGCACGAGUACACCGGCAACGACUUUAGCGCAUCCCUCAAGAUGCUCAACCCCUCCUACCUCGAGGGCGGACUUACUGGUAUCUUCAUUGGUAGCUACCUCCAGUCCGUCACCCCCAAGCUCGCUCUUGGUCUUGAGACUCUCUGGCAGCGACCUGCCCUCACUCAGGGCCCCGAGUGCGCUGUUUCGUACGCUGCCCGUUAUAAGUCUAACGACUGGAUUGCCACCGCUCAGCUCCAGGCUGCCAUGGGAACUCUCAACACCUCUUACUGGCGACGACUCUCCGAUAAGGUCCAGGCUGGUGUUGAUCUGAGCCUCGGCCUCGUCCCCUCUCCCGGCGGUAUGAUGGGUGGUGGUCUGCAGAAGGAGGGUGUCACCACCAUUGGCGCCAAGUACGACUUCCGCAUGUCUACUUUCCGAGCUCAGGUCGACUCCAAGGGCAAGCUUAGCUGCGUUCUUGAGAAGCGUGUUGCUCCCCCUGUUAUGAUGACCUUUGCCGCUGACAUUGACCACUUUACGCGCCAAGCCAAGAUUGGACUGGGUGUCUCCAUCGAGGCUGCUCCCGAGGAGCUUCAAGAACAGCAGGAGGCCCUUGGAUCUCAGCCUCCUCCCAACAUCCCCUUUUAA